This is a messenger RNA of Girardinichthys multiradiatus, 3560 nucleotides long. It is a transcript of the gene sgca, whose product is annotated as sarcoglycan, alpha. Gene Ontology annotation, molecular function: calcium ion binding. The coding region runs from base 101 to 1297 and encodes 398 amino acids. Lineage: Eukaryota; Metazoa; Chordata; Actinopteri; Cyprinodontiformes; Goodeidae. The record is from RefSeq and is a predicted model, not a curated record. The transcript is spliced from 11 exons. Gene Ontology annotation, cellular component: sarcoglycan complex; membrane.
AUGUUGUUAGGUGGGUGAGGUAAAAAUAACUCUGACAUGAGUUUAACUGUGGCCAAGUCCCCCUCUGCAGUUGGCUCCGUCAGUCAAAGGCCAGAACAAGAUGGCGGGAUUCAGGAGCUGGCUUUUCCUUUCAGCAGUCAUUGCUGCCAGCUUGUGUGGAAUCAGCGCAGAAAUCAAAGUUACCAUUCCUGUGGGGAGGUUGUUUACAUAUGAAGUGAUGAGAGAAAAAUUCCAGAAUGACUUUGAACCCCUGUCAAAGCUCUACACUGGGCUUCUACACAAUGUCCCCAUGAUUUUUAAGUGCAACAAGCAGGGGUUUCCUGACCUCCCAGAGUGGCUGCGCUUCAUCCAAAGGCAUCCCUUUGAUAAUGGCUUCAUGUAUGGCACUCCAACGUCACCAGGAAAAACUUUCAUUGAGAUCUAUGCAAUCAACAAACACAGCUACGAAACAGCCAGAGAUCUUCUUGUGAUUAAAGUCGUUCCAGAGAAAAUGCUGCUCUAUCAAGCUGAGUUCUUCAUGCAGCUGAGGGAGGUUGAGAAGGUGCUGCCCUCUUCUGUUCAAAGUGAGAUAAAGCAGGAUCUUCAGAAGCUGUGGAACAAUGAGGCCUUGGAAAUUGUCAACAUUACCAACGCCCUCGAUCGCGGAGGCAGAGUUCCCCUGCCUCUCGCAGGACACUAUGAGGGUGUGUAUGUGAAGGUGGGAUCAAAGAAGUACUUCUCCAGAUGUCUGCAGAGGGUGAUGACUCCAGAGUACCAAAAGCAGUGCGCAAGAGGGGCCAAAGUAAAAGUACCUGGAGAAUGCAACUUCUGCAAAAUUCCCAGCAACUGCAUAACCUGGUGCAAGACUGAGCUGUUUGACCUGACAAAGCUGGAGCCAGCACCACCUGUUCCCACAAUGGGCUCUGGGAUUUUAGAGGACGGGGGUUACUUCGAUCCACCAGAGUCUCCCCCGAGCAGAGACUACUUUCCAGAUUACAUCGUAACCCUGAUUGUGCCCCUGAUCAUUGCUAUCCUUCUGUGUCUGCUGCUGGCCUACAUCAUGUAUGGCAGGCGUGAGGGAGUUGCAAAAAGGAAUGCAAAAACAAACAACAUUCAGCUAUACCACCAACACACCAUCCACGUGAACACUGAGGAGCUGAGAAGCAUGGCCGCCCACCGGGGGGUCCCUCCUCCUCUGUCUACACUGCCCAUGUUCAACAGCCGAACAGGAGAGAGGGCUUCACCUUUGCAGUCCGACAGCAUCCCUCUCAUCAUGGCCCAGCAGGAUCCCCACAGUGACACACUGCCAAGGAAGUGACGACAGUGAUGGAUAAAGAGGCUUUGAGGCUAAUUAAUUUAGCUACAUGUAUAUUUGCAGUGCAAUGAACCAAAAAACAGCAUCUCAAAGGAUUUGCUGUUCAUGAUGCUGUUUGCGCUUAUGCUUUUCCCUUUUAGCCCAUUCUAUUUUGUUUUGUCCAGUUCAAGGCUUAUUCCUGGAACUCCGAAACAUUUUCUUACUAUAAUCAAAUAUAUAUACCAUGGUUAUCAAAUGACCAUAUCCUCUUGAACACACCUUUCCAAAUUAGGUAAAGCAAAAGGAUAUCUACCAAUAAAUGAUUUAUGUAUGCAAAGUGUUUGUUUUGACAUUGUCUAUUGCAUCUAAGUAUUUGUAUUUAGUCCCCUACACUCUGACCCUCCAAAAUAAAAUCCAAUGCAAUAACUGCUCAAUUAGUGAAAAGUGUCCACCAAUUUGAAAUUUAACAAACUGCCUCAUGAAGACCAAGGAACAAAGCAGAAAUGUCAUGAAUAAAGUUGUUGAGAGGUUUAAAGCAGGGUUAGGUUAUAAAACAAUAUCCUAAGCUUUAAACAACUUACCAGUUUAGAUCCAUCACCUGAAAAAAACAACACCUUCUGUAUUCAUAUCCAUAAAUUAAAAACCCUCAAACGUCGUAAAGAAACUGCCACAAUUGUAUUCCAUGCAUUAAAAGUGCUUCAGUCUUUCCUAAUAUGUCUUUCCUAAUAUGGUUAGGUUCUUUUUUAAACCUCUAUAUAACUUGAUAGUAAAAUAUGCUUAUUCUGUUUUUGUGGUUUUAAAGUGGUUAUAGCAUAUAAUGUCCACAAGGUGGCAGCCUUGUUGAUUCAAAAACUGGAUCUGUGUCCUUGUCUUUGAAAUCUUUGGUACUCUGAUGAUUAAUGAGCCUAUAAUGCAGGAUCAGCUGAGAUUUCAUUGGAUGUGGCAGAUGCACUUAUGGCAUUUGCAAAGCUGAUGAUUGGAUUAUUUAAACAGAAAAUUAUUUUUCAAUCAGACGUUGGCCUUGUUUUCACUGCUGCUUAACAGAACUGCAUUCAGUGCAACACAAAAUGUUUAUGUAGGCCUUGCUCUCUAAGAGUAUAAAACACGGCUUUAGGUGUAAGAAAUGAGUUUUGAAUUUGUAAAUCUAAAUUUUAACAACAGUGAAAACACUGCCACCGAGUAGACCACUUCACAUGCUUUAUUUCAGCACCCAAAAUAAUUAAAAACAUCUUGAUUUAUUAUACAUGUACAAAAUAAGUACAGAAUCUCCCCUUGAAACCAUGAAAGUUGGUCUGCUUCAAUUUUCAUUUUCAAGAAACUCUCUGCAAAAAAGACAUCAAUGAAACAUAAACAACCGGGAAGAUGUGUGCUGUUCUUUUGUGUUUUUUUUUUUUUUUCAAGAAUAUUAAAGGGGGUUUUCCACAGGAGGGGCAAACACUGAACAUUUGGGCAGGAAAGUCACUCACUUGUAUCUACAAAGACACGAUUGCAUACAUCACAUCUGCAGCAAUCGCUUCUCUUAUCAAACCAACACUUAAAGAAGAAAACAAUUGCACUGCAUAGACAACAAGACAAUGAGUGAAUUUAGUAGCACCAGGGUUCUGCAGGCAUUAGUGGCAACAAUUACAGUAUGAGAGUAAGUUUGAUCAUCAAAUACUGAUAACAGGACCUUAUUGGAUUUGUAAUAGCACCUUUAAAUGGUUUCAUGUCCCCCAAUUGGCUUUUUUUAAAUAAAAAUUGGGGGUGACUCUGAGGUAGCCCUCUAUGUAUUGCAAUGAAGGUGAGCUUAAUUGUCUUGUUCUUUUGUUGGUCCAAAGUUCAGUUGUUUCUCUUAUGUAUUUAGAUCAACAAGACACUUCAUACUUUUUACAAUUUAUUUAACACCAGAAAAAUGGUACAUAUCAUUUGUUGUUUUCAAAGUCCUUCUGCAGUGGUUGGAAAUAGGUAAAAAGUCACCUGAUUUUUUUUUUGCUCUUAUUUUUAAUUAUUAUUUUCUUUGGGGGAAUGUUACACAUACGUACAUUAUUUUCUUGUUGCCAGUGGAAUCAAAAGGUUUUAUUUAAAGUGUCCUUGUGGUUGGUUUUCAGAUGAAGUAGCAGUCCCAAAAAGCAUCUCAUGAUUGGAAAAAAACACAGACACCAUCUUCAGUGGAGUGGUUUUAAAGCAUUGUGGACCAAUGGUGGCCGAAUGAGUUUUGAUUGCAUAGAGAAAAAGAGGUUUUAGAGAUGACCUGCUAGAAAAAAACAACAAUGUCAUGUCCAUGUUUCUUUCAUUUUUUUGUUUUUGU